AUGAGCGCAUACUGGCCACACCGUGCCUCGAAGGUGCGGCCAGAGUCGCUACACGCUCCCUUGAGAUUACGUGGCGUCGUCAUCCGCACCGUACGCUAUGUUCACCCCGAGCCACCUGGAUGGGUCCUCCCCACCAAUGUCAAGGAAUUCAAACAACAGUAUCAGCGCGAUAUUUCUGUCCUCUUCAACCACCUCACUGUCUUAGUCCAGCGGAUCUGCCAUGAAAGGGACACCGCUCGUACACAACUUGGCGCCGCCCACGAAAUCAUUGAUAACUUGGAAGAGCAAGUAAUGGAGCUUAACCUUGACCUCAAUGUCGCUCGCACUACCCCAGCCACCACCACUCCUGUCUGCGUUGUCACUGUAACGGAGCCAUCUUAA
Messenger RNA from Morchella importuna, 381 nucleotides. RefSeq lists its product as uncharacterized. Lineage: Eukaryota; Fungi; Ascomycota; Pezizomycetes; Pezizales; Morchellaceae. The transcript has 2 exons. The coding region runs from base 1 to 381 and encodes 126 amino acids. The record is from RefSeq and is a predicted model, not a curated record.